AUGAAGCAACAGAUUUUGUGGCACUCGUCUAAUGCGGAUCCAUCUAUUCAGCGGAAGGCCGAGGAGCUGAAACGCUGUAAGCUGAAAGACGAUUUGAACAAAAAAUUGCAACAUCGACCUGGUCCACUCGAGCUGAUCACCAAAAAAAUUUUACAAGCUGAUGCGGAGCUGGAGCAAGCAAUACAAGAGGGCCGUUUGUUGUUCACGAAAACUACCCAAAGCAAAGUGGGUAAAAACGAAACGAAGCAAUCGGAGAUGGAGGUAAUAUCCGCGACACCAGCAUGUGCUUAUCAAAGAAAACUACCAAAUGUUUGUUUGGCCAAAUCAAAAGUUCGUAAAAAAGGUUCACAGUAUCGAACACCAUAUGACCAAACGUUACCAUCACCGAAUACUCGAUCAAAGUUAAAAUUGCAGGAUUCUUCCGCUACAGAUUACCAGAGUGCGGAAAGUAUAAAUGAUGCAUUGGUGACUCAUGGUGUGUCUUACAUUAGCGAUAAUGCUUCAUUGUUAAAUGUCAGUGAACAGAAUGAGAAUACGCGUGAAGUGCAAAGUAGCUACGAUCUUUUACUUCAACAGCAACAGUUGUUUUUACAAUGGCAGCGUGAGGUUGAAGAGUCCCGAGCUCUCGGCAUCUCACAGGAAGAGGAAGGUCGACAUUGUCCAGAUGAAUGUGCUACAUCGAGCGCAGCAUCACCCUGUAUGACAACAUCCGCUCAAAGUUCGUUAGUUGGUACAGAUUGUGUUCAGAAUGGAAUGCAGUCGGUAAUAUCCGAACAAAUGCAAGAAACUCAGCAGUGUUGUCAGUGUUCCAGUGCUAAUUUCAGUUAUUCAGGGAUUUCAUCUGGAACCGUUAAUUCUGUGAGUGAUAAUGAAAAGCCAAGAAUCCGUCUUGCAGACUAUCGCGUGCAAGAUCUCAAAAAUGAAUGCAAAAAGCGUCAGUUGCCCGUUUCCGGUGCAAAGCCGCAACUACUGGAACGAUUAAGACCAUACGAGGAAUCGAUUUUGAAUCACUGUAGUGGAACUGCGUUAAUGGACUCAUCCGAUUUGAUUUCCGUCUCAUCUCCAGUUCUUGAUGUCGCAACACAGUCGAGUCGGUUACCUCCUAUUAGCAAUGUUAUUAGUGACUAUGCUCACAAAUAUUCUGCUUCACCUUUGGUACAGCGGACUCAAUCAGCGCAGCAGCACUCUCUUGUCGUACAACUGCCUCCAGCACAACAACAUCAGCACCAAGUUUUGCAUCUUGUUGAUGCCAGUGGCGCAGUCGUUGCAACAGCAACGGUACCGCACAGUGUGCAGUGUUGUUGUAUGUCGUCGGAAUAUCCGCUCACGACUAACAUUACUUUGAACGGUACCACAAGCCAAUCUACCAGUAUCCGAUCACAGCAGCAACUUUCAACUACCGCGGAAGUAACGCAAAAUGUGCAGCAAGUGCAAACAGAACCUACUUUUAGUUUUGCACAACUUGGUUCAGGUGGACAAUUCACGUUGGUGCGAGCAUCUUCUGUUGAACAGCAGCAAGCUUCUCCUCACGUUAUGCACUCAUCUCAGACUGGACAGCAGCAAACUCAACUGAUGCAAGGCACGAUGCCAGGGAAUCCAGUUCUCAGUUGCCGCUUGCCUCGAUCUACCAAUUCUCCUGAUCAGCAUCUAACAGGAGCAUCACAUCAGGUGACUGAAACACCAUCACGUAGCACUCAGCAUCAACAGACGCAAGCACAGAUUCAGCAUACCGAAACUGGAACAGCUGCACGUUCUUCUGCCGUAAAGCAGCAAAACUGUCAUAGUCAAUUCCUUGUAUGUAGUAACAUUACGCGGCAUAAUUCAAAGGAUGGAACAACAGUAUCACAAAAUGCACUCUGUCCACCGCUGCAAUCUGCACAGCCGCACUGUUCUCCCGUUACGGCAGAUUCGGCCAGUGGUAGUUCACCGGACAUUCCAUCACCACCAAAUAAUUCUGAAAAAGCAACCGUAAAGAAAUACCCUCCACAUAUUGAUCCAAGUGACACGAGCGCUUUGCUGUCUGCAACGACAUUGUCCAUCCAUGAAGAAAUGUUGCGAUUUCAGCAACGAAAAAUUGAAGAAUUGCAGAAGGAGCUGCAUCGAUCCCAGCAGCAGCUAAAACAUCAACAGCAAGUAAUCCUUGCUGCUAAGAAAGCACAGCAAGCAAAAAGACAGGAAGACGCCCAACUGGAAGGUAAUCAGCAGCAAUCUGAGGCAGAUUUGUGGCUUAAUCAACUGGAUAUUAAACACUUGAAUAAAUUCCAUAUACAACUUUUCUUGCAGCAUAAACUGCAGCAACAGCAGAUGCAGGCUCAAAUAACAGAACAACAAAAUUUGACUUCAACAGAAGAGAAACUGCAAGAAGAACUGCAUGUUGAACAAGCAGUUCAAGAUAUCGUACGUUUGAUCAAGCAGGAUGCACGCACUGCACUUCUUAUUGUCCAGUUAUUAAGACGUUAUCAGCUUGAAAGAAGUCAUGCUGUGGCUGCAGCGGCUCAGGUCAGUGAGGAUCCGAGUUGUGAGGCGGAAGUACAGCACAGUAUGAAGGUAGAUUCAAAUACGCUUGAACAAGUAACAGUCGGUAAUUCACAACAUCAGUGUGUUUCAUUAGCGGAUAUAGCCAUGGAGUCAAUUCAAAAUACAUCACAGCAAAAAACCGGUGUCAUUGUUAUCAGUGAAGAUGAACUACAACGAUAUGUACCAACGAGCACCCAUCACCCGAAACCUAAAAGUCGGAAGAAGAAUAAUGUUAACAGAUUAAAAGCUGACAACACAGAUUCACAGGAGAAAAUAUCCGGUAGUAUUGAUAUGGAGGAGAUUUUCAAACAGGUGUUGGAGAAUGCCUCCAAAGCUUUGAUGGAAAGUGAUGCUGAAAAACGGUCAAAAACAAACGUGGUGUCGUCGCCGUCUUGUUUUUCUGAAGAAUUUCAAAUCCAGAAAACAAUAUCUAGCCCACUUCGACAACAUGAAAGCGGUAGUUGCCGGAUUGAUGGCAAAAGCGGCAGUAAUCCUACCGCAUUACCAAGUUGUGACCAGCUAAUUCAACCUUAUGUGGCCAAAACCCCAUUAUCUUCGACACCUUACAGCGCGAAACAGAUGGAAACUAAUAUGACUGAUACUCAUUUUGAAGAACAUGUUGAAGUAUUCGAAGAAGGAGCUGUUGGUGCGCCACAAACUUUCCAGUAUUCGAAAAACCAGGCUUUCGAUGACCUAAUGGAUGUUUUACGUGAUGAUCAAGCAGGAGCUAAUGACCUGAAGUCAAAUAAUCUCGAUUUUGGUACAGGAACAGUUUAUGGAUCAGAUGAGCUGGCAACACUGUUAGGUGAUGACUGGUUCCGACAUGACUGUGCAAUACCAGCAACAUCGGUUUGUUCACAGGCUGCCGAGCAAUACACAAUUAACAGCCCGGAUGUUCUUAAUGAAAAGACGAAUAACCUAGACGAGCGGACGUCAAACCAGAAUGAUCCAUUAAUGGUUUCCUUUGAUCACAACCAAGUUGUAGAUCAGAACAUUGGUAUGGAUUGGCUGGACAUGAUGUUACCUUCACCAUCUCCGGAUAUGGAUACCAGUGCGAUCGAUCCAAUCCAAUGAAGUAUUAACUUCAAAAGAAAGAUGGUCCUGAUGUCUUGCAGUUUAUCUUGCAAAACCGGUUCGAUUCUUGCCGUAGCUUUACAUUCAACAAAUUGCUCAUUCC
Messenger RNA from Loa loa (African eye worm), 3694 nucleotides. RefSeq names its product SAP domain-containing protein. The transcript has 19 exons. The record is from RefSeq and is a predicted model, not a curated record. NCBI's taxonomy places the organism in Eukaryota, Metazoa, Nematoda, Chromadorea, Rhabditida, Onchocercidae. The coding region runs from base 1 to 3591 and encodes 1196 amino acids.